Molecule: messenger RNA, 1552 nt
Organism: Stylophora pistillata
Lineage: Eukaryota; Metazoa; Cnidaria; Anthozoa; Scleractinia; Pocilloporidae
Product: very long chain fatty acid elongase 4
Biological process (GO): very long-chain fatty acid biosynthetic process; fatty acid elongation, monounsaturated fatty acid; fatty acid elongation, polyunsaturated fatty acid
Cellular component (GO): endoplasmic reticulum membrane
Molecular function (GO): fatty acid elongase activity
Source: RefSeq, a predicted model, not a curated record
GCGGGCUUUGCUCGAGGGCUGGCUUGCAUGGAAUGUAUCCCCGGGAAUUCGAAUUUCUUCCGAGAUUUGCGCCAAAUUUAGCUGCAAGCAGCCGUCACUGUGGGAUUUUACUACGCACGAAAGCAUAGAAUUUUUAGCUGCAGAGCGAUUUCAUUUCUCAUCUGGUGUCGCUGUUUUCCGACUUCGUCCCCGAGACGAAAACAAGAAAAAAUUCAUCUUGCUUGGAUUUGAUAUCUUUCACCCACGAUGUAUUUCAUUUACAGGGUUGUAAACACGCUGUCUCACUUGGUCAUGGAACUGCAAGAAUUUCAUGCAAGGGUGGAUGCUAUCAGCGAUCCAAGAACUAGGAAAUGGCUCUUUGUGCAAUCCAUAUGGUCACCUAUUACAGCAGUAUUAGUUUAUUGGCUGCUUGUUUGGCUGCUACCAAAGAUUAUGAGGUCCAGAGAGGCUUUUCAACUUACAAGCUGUCUAGUGAUAUACAAUGCUGCCUUGACACUUCUGAAUAUAUACAUAGCUGUAGAGCUAUUGGUUGCAAGCAUGGAUGCUGGGUACAGUUAUUCCUGUCAAGAGCUUUCAAUGUCUUAUGAGCCGAAAGAAAUGAGGAUUGCCUCAGUUCUUUGGUGGUUUUAUUUCUCCAAGAUUGUGGAGCUUUUUGACACUAUGUUUUUCCUCCUUCGUAAGAAGAAUACCCAAGUGUCUUUUCUUCAUGUCUAUCACCAUACAACAAUGGUUUGUCUGUGGUGGAUUGGUAUCAAAUGGGUGGCUGGUGGACAGUGUAUAAAUUUAGCUCAAAGAGAAAAUCAUGAGGCAAUAUUCAGAAAAGGCAGUUGUUAAUGUUGUUCCUGUGCAAACCAUGGUAUUUCUGUUAGAUGUGUUGUGAAAUUAAAUGUUUGCAUUGAAUUGAGCGUGCUAUGUAGCAAACUGCAUGUUCUAUGUGGUUAAUGUGUAGCAAGCUCAAACAGGGCAUGGACAAAACGUGGGAUAGGCCAUGGCCGGCCAGUGGCCUACCCUGUGGCUUACCCUGUGGCUUACCCUAUGGCCCACCCUAUGGCCUACUGGUGGUCAGAUAUUUAAAAACAUAAAAAUAAAACCAGUAAGAGUCGAACAAGUAUGCUGGUGUACAAUUCUAUGCCUCGAAAAUGGUAUACUAAAGAGUCACUAACACUAUUUUCAACGUCUGAGGGAACAAGACAAUGCAAAUAAAUUAUUACAGGUUAAAGGGGAGGGGAGAGGAGGGGCCAAUAUUGCAUGGUCGCUGAGUAUAUCCAAAAUGGCGGCUUCACAAUCCAUACAGGCUGCCAGCUGGUAACAUAUAGCGGAGUGCUAGUGCAAAAAUGUAAUGAACGGCAUUAUAUCGGACAACAUAUCCAAGUAGGAAAUGCAAACAGUAUGUGCUAGGCCAAUUUUUUAAGUACCUCUUUAGUGCUGUGGAAAUCAAUUUGCAACAAGCACCCCAGCACAUGCAGGCAUUGCCAUCAUAAACAUUUCACAAACUUUACUUGCUUUUCCUAAGAGAGGGCCAGUAUUGCACUAGUUUGGAAGGAGAGCUGAU